Symbiodinium sp. CCMP2592 is the source of this 1362-nucleotide messenger RNA. The record is from the annotation of a GenBank genome assembly. Lineage: Eukaryota; Dinophyceae; Suessiales; Symbiodiniaceae.
AUGCGGCCGACGCUGAGACCCAGCACUCGCCCGCAGCCCCAGGCCAGCCAUGCGCAAGGGGCCCGGUUCGGCUCGGGGCCCAGCAGUGGCAUGCGACCCAGUGCGAGCGUCCGGCCUACGCGUAGCAGGACGGCGGCGCCGAGUGCCGCGGCGCUGGGCGCGACGCAAGCUGUCCGCCCCGGAGCACCGGGACCCGGACCUAGCCGCCCCCCAGGCUUCUUCCACCCUCCGCCACCUCCGGCCCCAUAUCCGGCCCACUACAACUCCUGGGGAGGAGCUUCGGCAGCCCGUCCUAGCUCUUCAAGGGAGCCGGUGUCCGAGAGUCCCGCAGUUGGGUGGAUCGAAGUUGCCAACACGUCUCCCCUGGUCAAAGAGGGCUACUUCAAUGUGGCGCCGGUCGUGCAGUGGAGCGACAACAUCCAGACACUGCUGAGUGGCUCCAACAACAUCAUGUACGAUCUAGACAACGAUGUGUUCGACACGAUGACCUUCAACCACGACGGGGAUUGGUCCGACUUCCCGGAGGUGGGUGCCGUCUUGCGCCAGAACGGCUAUGAAGAGCUCGCCAUCUGUGUGGCCAUCUGCCCGCCCAGAGCGCUGUGGGCUGUGGGGAUGGCCAGCAAACAGCGACAUCGGCUGCAAGCUGCGAGGCUAUCGAUGUGCUUGGCGCUAGCGGCCAAUGCCGAAUCCCUUCAGGAGGUCUUCUCCAGGAAUCCUGAGUUCCUAGACUUCUGCCGCAGUGCCAACAUCUCUGUGGAGGACUCCAUGCCCAACGGUGCACGGCCGGCAGAACCUGCGGCGCCGCCGAGCAGAAACAAGCGAAAAAGCAAGAAGCGCGAGUACACUCAAGAGGAGUGGGACGAGUGGAAUGCGCAGAGUCAGAAGAAGGCCAAGGGGAAUACCAACGGCCAUGCCAACCAGGACUGGAAUGACCAGAACUGGAAUGACCAGAACUGGAAGGACCAGAACUGGAAGGAUCAGGAAUGGAAAGACACAGGCAAUGCGGACCUGCAGGACGAUGGCUCGCUUUAUGAUCCGGAGAAGGAGCCGCAAAUGGCCCCACCUGUUGGCGUGGAGGAGGAUGCUGCCGCGGCUGAGGCAGAAGCAGCGGAGGCUGCCGCGGCAGCUGCAGCAGCAGAAGCCGCAGAGGCCGAAGCUGCGGAGGCGGAAGCUGCGGAGGCGGCUGCGGCUGCGGCCAUGACGGCCGAGGAGGAAGCCGAGGCAGUGGCUGCAGCCAAAGCCGCAGAGGCCGCGGCCAUCCUAGAGGCCGAGCUGGCGGAGGCCGAGCGCGUCUCGGAGGAGAUGGCCAAGGACGUAGUCAAAGUACAGUCUGUUCCAGACCGGAGCGGGUCUAUCACAUGA